Molecule: messenger RNA, 945 nt
Organism: Aspergillus fijiensis CBS 313.89
Lineage: Eukaryota; Fungi; Ascomycota; Eurotiomycetes; Eurotiales; Aspergillaceae
Exons: 4
Coding region: 1-945 (314 amino acids)
Cellular component (GO): cytoplasm
Source: RefSeq, a predicted model, not a curated record
AUGCCAGUCCCCGAUGCCGAUAUCCACCCCGAGGCCACUGGCCCCGCCAAAGCUCUAGUCGCCAACCACCAAGCCGAACAGCCCCUGAAGUUCUAUGCGGGGUGGUUCUUCCAACGCGUCUGGCUCGCCCUCGAAGAGAAACAGAUCCCGUACCAAUACAUCGAAGUGAACCCCUACCACAAACAACCCUCCUUCCUCGCCCUGAACCCGCGCGGCCUCGUCCCGACCAUCACCUCCCCGGAUACCUCCUCCACUGCGCGCCCGCUCUACGAGUCCACCGUCAUCCUCGAAUACCUCGAAGAAGCCUACCCGACGCACACGCCCGCCCUCCUCCCGCAGGACCCGUACCUCCGCGCCCGCGCCCGCAUCUGGAUCGACUACGUCACCUCCCGCAUCAUCCCCGCAUUCCACCGCUUCCUCCAGCAUCAGCCCCUGCCCUCCUCGUCCCAGGGGGGUAAUACAGGGGAGGAUGAGCUCCAGACCCUCCGCGCGGAGUUUCUAGCCACGCUGAAGGAAUUCACGCGGGAGCUGCACCCGCAGGGCCCGUACUUCCUGGGCGAGGAGUUGAGUCUGGUGGAUGUGGUACUCGCGCCGUGGGCGGUUCGGUUGUGGGUGUUUGAUGAGUUUAAGGGGGGGUUGGGGGUUCCGGCGCCGGGGCAGGCGGGGAGUGAGGAGGAGGAAGGGGUGUGGGAGCGGUGGCGGCGGUGGGUGGCGGCUGUGGAGGGGAGGAGGAGUGUGAGGGAGACGCUGAGUGAGAGGGACUGGUAUUUGCCGAUUUAUCGGCGCUAUGCGGAGGAUAAGGCGCAGAGUCUAGGGCUAGAUGCCAGGCAUACUCUUACGCGGAAACCGUUUGGCUUCGAUGAUUACCACCUUCUGCCAACGGCCCAUCACAUUAUGGUUGUGAAGCACAUUUGCCGUGUAUCUGGCCCUCUGGUGUGUGUAUGA